Messenger RNA from Tripterygium wilfordii, 1588 nucleotides. Its product is annotated as transmembrane protein 184C-like. Gene Ontology annotation, molecular function: transporter activity. Gene Ontology annotation, biological process: transport. Lineage: Eukaryota; Viridiplantae; Streptophyta; Magnoliopsida; Celastrales; Celastraceae. The transcript has 6 exons. Bases 375 to 1298 code for a protein of 307 amino acids. The record is from RefSeq and is a predicted model, not a curated record.
AAUAAUGCCUAGUACAUUUUCUUGAGCUACCGAAUUCAAUGUGUCUGCAGAGCACAAUCAAUAACGAGUUCUAGUGAAAGCACACAUCUUCCUUACCAGAAAUAGAAGAAGAAGAAAAACCCAGAUACCUCUUUAUCGUCCGUGUUAAAAAUAUCGUCAGUUCUCAGGAGUUUCAAAGUCCAACAGUAGCUAAACUACCUUAAUAUCACAAGCAGGGAGCUUUAGUAGAAGGAAAAGCCAUUCUCUAUAAUCCGGGAAGAAAACUUAGAAAUUUGAUAAGCUAUGUUUUCACAAAGGGAAAUCUAGAUCUUGUUUGCUAUCAUUCGUGGAAAUUGCAUCAAAAAGUGUAAUUGAGAGCUCACAUUUAUAUAUGUAUGGGAGAUGCUUACCGUAACUGUACUGUUGAACUUUGUCCUACUUCCAGAGUUUCGGCUACAAUGAAUCCAGGGCAACUCACUCUACUUGGAUCCACUAUCUGUGUGAUGCUUACAACACAUUUUUCAGUACAGCUUAUAUCGGAGCAUCUACUCCACUGGAAGAAGCCUAAGGAACAAAAGGCUAUAUUAAUUAUCGUACUUAUGGCUCCUAUAUAUGCCAUUGACUCUUAUGUUGGGUUACUAGAUUUUCGGGGAAGCAAAGCAUUUUUCAUGUUCUUGGAGUCAAUUAAGGAAUGCUAUGAAGCCUUGGUGAUAGCUAAGUUCUUGGCUUUGUUGUACAGUUAUCUGAACAUAUCCAUAAGUAAAAACAUAGUGCCCGAUGAGAUCAAGGGUAGGGAGAUCCACCAUUCUUUUCCAAUGACUCUAUUCCAGCCUCAUACUGCUCGUUUGAACCAUCACACACUGAAGCUUCUCAAGUACUGGACUUGGCAAUUUGUUGUGAUUCGCCCUGUUUGCUCUAUCUUGAUGAUUACUCUUCAACUUCUUGGGUUGUAUACUAGUUGGGUCAGCUGGACUUUCACAAUCAUUCUGAAUAUUUCAGUAUCUCUUGCUUUAUAUUCUCUUGUGGUUUUCUACCACGUGUUUGCUAAGGAGUUGGGGCCACACAAACCUCUUGCGAAGUUCUUGUGCAUCAAAGGGAUUGUAUUUUUCUGCUUUUGGCAGGGAAUUGUGCUUGAUACUCUUGUGUCACUCGGUGUAAUCCGGUCCCAUCAUUUCUGGCUUGAUGUGGAGCAUCUUGAAGAAGCACUCCAGAACGUGUUGGUGUGCGUUGAAAUGGUUUUCUUUUCUGCAUUUCAGCAGCAUGCGUACAGUGUUGCACCAUACAGGGAUGACAUUGCUAAAGUAGAGAAGAAAGAUUAACACGGAGGCCCCUCGUUGACGGUGGCUAGACGUGCUUCUAUCUGUAGAUGAUGGUAAUGCUUCUUGUAAGCAUGUAUAAGCUAUAGACCGUCCGUGGGACUUUGUAUCAGCGGUCUAUAAGGACCUCUAGCUAUCAUACUAGAAAUAAAAAGGUCCAUGGCGUUUCUGUUGUUAUUAUAUUUGCACCUGGUAAAUUUAUACUGAUCACCCUACUAUUGCUAUUGUGCUUUUGAUGCUUGUUAAGGAAUGGUUGAUAUAUAUUAAUAGACCCUGUAGUGUUUGAUUUUGAA